UGAAGUGUCUUGCUAUUUCUCUAUACUAGGAGGUCAAGGAAAUUAUAUAUAGCCUUGUCAUGCCCUCCUCAUCGCUACUGACUUUAGGCAAUCAUUCAUUUAGAAUCUCGCGUUUAUCCGCUGUUGCUUUCAUUACUCUCACUCUCCUUCAAUACGCACAAAUUCACUCAUUACAUUUUAUCAUUACAAUUGUCAAUCGUUACUUUGUCAUCAACACAUCCAUUGUCAAAAUGUGGCCCAGACAUAUCACUAUCCAAAAGGCCUUUCUUCUAGCUUCUUUGCUCCUCGCAUCUGGGGUCUCAGCAGCUGCUAUCCCCGCGAGCCUUCCUGACCCGGCAUCAGUCUCUGUGGCACCAACCAACACGCAAGUUCCUACCGGUCAAGGGGAUGUCAGUCCAGCCUCACUCCCUUAUGAAGGCGUCCCAGACUGUCAGACUUGCCGUGAAGGCGAAGAUGAUGAACGGACUACCGACGAAUCCGCAGCGCAGAUGAAACGAGAGAGCGACACUAUCGCAGCAAGAACUGAGACUAAAGAGCUAACUCCCGAGGAGAAAAAGGCCGAGGAGGAAGAAGCCAAGAAGUUAAAGCAGGAGGCUUUCGAAAAGUGUCGUAGGUCCGCGGGCUGCGAGGCAUAUUAUAUCAUAGAGCAUGUAAUGUAGUAGCUCCGUUGGCAGAGCUGGGUACAAUUGGCGCAAGGCUAAGUUGGAGUGGUGAGAUAAGAUCAGGAUGAAC
Messenger RNA from Aspergillus neoniger CBS 115656, 732 nucleotides. RefSeq lists its product as uncharacterized. The transcript is spliced from 3 exons. Bases 231 to 659 code for a protein of 142 amino acids. NCBI's taxonomy places the organism in Eukaryota, Fungi, Ascomycota, Eurotiomycetes, Eurotiales, Aspergillaceae. The record is from RefSeq and is a predicted model, not a curated record.